Molecule: messenger RNA, 1740 nt
Organism: Fraxinus pennsylvanica
Lineage: Eukaryota; Viridiplantae; Streptophyta; Magnoliopsida; Lamiales; Oleaceae
Source: the annotation of a GenBank genome assembly
AUGGAAGCAAGUAAAACCAUGUCGUCUAGUAUUCCUGAUGUUGCAGAAACCCUAAUUGAAAGGAAAAAGGUUGUAGAUAUAAGAAAUUCUGAGGAAGAUAGCAGUUCAAAUGUAUCUUCACCUAAUGAAGAUGAUCAAGUAAAUGACAAGAGGCAGGAGGAUCAUCUAAAAUCAGCUAAAGCCAAAAUGGAUGCAGUUAGAGAAGACAAUGAAAGACUAAAACUGACUUUAUCUCAAAUCUUGAAGGAUUACCAUUCACUGAAAAUGCAUUUCCAUAGUACAGCUCCACAAGACGAGCCCACGCUACAAAAGAACAGGCCUACACAGACAGAAUUUUUUCAACAGGCAUCACUUCCGGAUUUACCAACGGAAGAAGAAUCUGAUCUCGUUUCUCUUAGCCUGGGGAGACUUUCAUCAGUUGUUGAGAAGAGGGAGGAGAAGAGGAAUAAUAGUGAGAAGAAUCAUGAGGAUCAUGGUAAACUUGAUGGACUUGAACUAGGGUUGGACUGCAAAUUUCAUUUAGGUUCUACUGAAGUCAUGAAGAAUCAAAGCCCAAAGCGUAGUUUUGAUGAGUCCAAGGAAGAUGAACAAAACGGUACAUGUACACCCAGUAAAAGCCUAAAGACUGCAAAAAGUGGAGAUGAUGAAAUUCUACAGCAGAACCCUUUGAAGAAACCUAGGGUUUCUAUAAGAGCCAGAUGCGACACCCAAUCGAUGAAUGAUGGAUGCCAAUGGAGAAAAUAUGGCCAAAAAAUAGCGAAAGGGAAUCCAUGUCCUCGGGCAUACUAUCGUUGCACAGUCUCUUCAUCUUGCCCGGUGAGGAAACAGGUGCAAAGAUGUGCACAAGACAUGUCCGUUUUGAUCACUACCUAUGAAGGAACGCACAACCAUCCGCUUUCAGGAAAAGCCAAGGCUGUGGCUUCAGCAACCUCUUCAGCUGCCACCAUGCUAAAGUCCGGCUCCUCCACCUCGCAACAAGGCAUUGGAGUGUCAGCCACCUCCUCUACUAGUACAAAUCUCACUGGAUUCAACUUCAAUUCCACAAAUAACUUAACCACAUCUCGGCCUUUCUAUUUCCCUCGAGCUUCCAUCUCAACUUCCCAAUCACACCCCACCGUUGUUCUUGACCUUACCACACCUAAUAUUAUCCCUCCUCACAAUAAACCAUCUUCAACGUUAUUUUCUGCGAUGUCGUCAUCUUCUUCGACAUGUCUCAACUUUUCAUCAACACCAUCCUCUUCGUCUCUCGACUCCAAAGCCAACACCCUAUAUGUACCGUGGAAUACCGAAUUCCAUAGCCGAUCAGGGACACUGUUCAACAACAGGAACCACGUAGAAGCAUCUUAUAAUAAUUCUCAAGCUUACAUCCAUAAUAAUGUCCAAACUUCUCCAGAAGUACAGAAUAUGCAUAUGACUGAUAAAAUUGCUGCUGCAACUAAGGCGGUUGCCCGUGAUCCAACUUUUCAAUCAGCAUUAGCAGCAGCCAUUACAUCAUUCAUUGGAAACUCAGGUGGUAAUACUCAAGAAAAUCAUGGAUCAGCAGAGAAUUUCGGACAGAUUUUUCAUCUAUAUUCUCCUCAACAAUCCACACGAGAUGGAAUUGGGUGUGCUACAAGCUAUGUAAACAAGCUUUCUCAACCAUUAAUUUCCCAACAGAAAAACUUGAAAUCAUUUCCUCCAUUGUCAUUUUCAAGGUCUAAAUCCACACCUAUGUCACUGGAUGAAGAGAGUGAAAAGUAA